AGCUCACUCGGAGUUACUAGAAAGAGCCCGUGCACGCUGUACCAGAUAUCUUUACUCUGAAUAAACUGUCGCUUGUCAUACAAUCUACCGCUUUGUCCGAAUCUAUCCUUGACCGGCUCACUCUCCUGCACAUCUCAAUUAUCAACACUAGCAAUUUAGAAAAUCGAUUAAGGCACGUUCCUUCUGAUGAGCCCGCCUCUCGUGAUCCUCACAACCUUCACUUUACCCAGUACUCUCUCCACCAGUUUGGUUAACUCAAAUGGUUUCUUCAAGAUUGGUACUCUACUCAACCACCGGAUUAAACACCAACAAACCAUACUCCUACUAUUCUCGUCAGUGUGCCCCACUGGGAAGUUAUGCUACGGAUAGGUUAAAAUGGCAUAUUGCUGUUUCUUGCAGGCAGUUCAUAUGCACACUAGAUCAGUGCUUUUACGAUGACGUGGCACUGUUUAUGACGUUUGGAAGCCCGCCUCUCCCUUUGACGUAUGAAUCUUUCAAGAUGGCGAUGCACCUGCUUCAUCGGUGGUAAAAAAAACGGUGUACAUAAACGAUAAAACAAAGCGUCGUUUCCAGUUGACAAUAACUUUAAUAUCGGAGGACAACGUUGUCUUUAUUACCUUUCAAACAUGUCGACAGAGGAACUGUCAACUUCGGACAGCGAAGCUGCCUUUGCUGGGGCAGGCGAGCGAUGGGCGCCCGUCGGCGCUGUAGCCAGUCCGGAGGAUGAGAGCGGGAAGGGAAACGCGGUCGAGCCGAGGAGGAAAGGCUCAGCUGCGUCUGGUGAGACGGAGAUGGCCGCAAGAUUGAGGAAAUUGGAGGACGAACAGGGCCUGCUGAAUUCCUCGCUCCUCGCGUUGACAUCUCAUUUUGCACAAGUGCAGUUCCGCUUGAAGCAGAUAGUUCACGCUCCGACUGAUGAGAAGGAGAGGAUGCUGGUAGAACUCGAGGAGUUUGCCUUCAAAGGCUGUCCUCACGUUGUGGGAUGCAGGCCACAGGAUACUCAACAGCUCGAAAACGCGAGUGAGAGGGAGAAGAGGGAACGUCUGGAGGUCCAGAGGGAGAAGCAGAAGGAGCUCAUCGUCCAGCUGAAGACCCAGUUGGAUGACCUGGAGCGCUAUGCCUACCAGGAGGGCAGCUACGACUCCCUGCCCCAGUCUGUGGUCAUGGAGAGACAGAAGGUAAUCAUUGACGAGUUGAUCAAGAAGCUGGAUGUGAACUUCAAUGAGGACAUAGGGAACCUGACGCCUGAGGAGCUAAGACAGAGAGUGGACGCUGCCAUCGCUCAAAUAGUCAACCCAGCCAGGGUCAAGGAGCAGCUGGUGGACCAGCUCAAGACCCAGAUCAGGGACCUAGAGAUGUUCAUCAACUUCAUCCAGGAUGAGGUAGGGAACCCUCUUCUGUCUGAUGGUGAACCCAGCCAGCAGCCAAGGACAGCAGGGCCCAACACCAGAGCCCCUGGAGGGAGGAAGAAAAUGGACCCAGAGCAGGCCCAGAAGAUGAGGCAGACAGGCUUGCAGCUGAUCCAGCGGGCCCUGGCUGUGCUGCAGAUCUUUGCAGUGAGCCAGUUUGGCUGUGCGGCUGGCCACGUUCCCCAGAGCAUGUGGUCGCAGGGGGAAGUGGGCCAGGACUACGGCCCUCUGCUGCAGCGUCUGGAGGGGGCUGUAGACCGGGUUCGAGUGCAGGCCUCAUGCAGACAGCCCUCAGUAGAUCACGUGGUCAGCUACAACAGCAGCUUGGCCCUGGGGUCCCGUGAUGAGCUCACUGCCUCAGUGAGGAAGGAGCUGGCCAUGGCUCUGAGAGACCUGCUAGCCCACGGUCUCUACUCCCCCUCCCAGGGCAUGAGCCUGGUGCUGGCCCCCAUCUCCUGCCUGCUGCCCUACAGACCUGGCCCAUCGACCAUCCACCCCUGGGAGCUCUUUGUCAAGUACUACCACUCCAAAAAUGGCAAGGCCUUCGUGGAGUCGCCUGCCCGCCAACUCUCGCAGUCCUUCAGCCUACCUGUUGCGGGCAAUCCAGUCACUGUCACACCCAAACAGUCUCUGCUCUGGGCCAUUCACUCAGUGUUGCUGGAGCACGAUCGCUACAAGCGAGGAGCAGACUCAGAGUUCAAGGCUCUGGUAUGCAUGGCUCUGAAUGAGCAGAGGCUAGUGUCAUGGCUUAACCUGCUGUGCAAGUCAGGGGCCUUGGUGCACCCGCACUACCAGCACUGGAGCUACAUGGCCCAGACAGGCUUCGAGGGAGCCCUGCGCAUCCUGGGACGUAUCAGCCACCUCAAGUUUAACCUGCCGGUGGACCUGGCUGUGAGGCAGCUCAAGAACAUCAAGGAUGCCUUCUGAGAAGGGAUUGUCGAGAGACACCCAAAACCAUGCUUUCAGCUCACGUGGUUACCAGGCCUGAUUUAAGGGUAAAAAAUAAUACAAUCAACUGGCCUUUGAGGACCGGGGGAGGCAUGGUUUGGGUCUUCCUCAAGUGCUGAAAUUAUAAUUGGCAUAAAAUAAUUGUGCUAAUGUUGCUUUAUCCGUUUAACUUUAAAUGUAUCUUGGGUCGUUGGGUCAAAAUAUUUUUGUUAGCAUCCUGUCUAAAACAUGGCAUGAAUUCCGUGCAAAGCUGUUCAACAAAAAUCAAGUGUGCAAUGUUGAGAUGCAUUAUAUAGCAAAUCUGAUUUUUAUAUAGCAAAACUGUAACUAACAUUUUAUUUAUUCAUGCCUCCCAUAACCACACAAAGGGAUCUUAAUGACUUGUUACAUUGCAUUAUAUGGAGCUUGUUGCCUCCCCUUAGGAAACACUUCCUUUAUGUGAUGUUGUUUGACUUGUCCCUAUGGAGAUGAGAUACAGUAGCUCAGACCUAUGCAGAUAAUAUCGUGAGGUUGGCCUUUUAUAGUAAUUCACUACUGUAUAAUGAUUACCUAUAGAAUGGGUGAUCAUCAAUGUGACCAAAUGUAUAGUCAUUCCCUCCCCAUACUCUAGUAUGGGCAAAAACAGACCAGUAUCCUGCACUGUCACUAAACUGUACAUUUUGUGUUCUCUACGGAAGAGAAUAAUAUGGGUUUACUACAGUUCACAUUCACAGAGCAUUGCUCUCUGUCUGUGGUUACGCAAAGCUCCACUGUUGUGUUCACAGAAGACGCGCACUAUUCAAUGCACUCAGGUCAAAUGAACAUGGCAACAGUGUAUGCUCUCACCAAUGAAUGUACAAGAGAGGUCAAAAUUCUAAAGAUGUCACAAGUGUUCUGAAAAUCAAAAUAAUCCCUCAUGCAGCAUGUAGUGUCUCUCCGUUGAGAAAUAAGCAGAACCUGCCUAACGUGUCUUAAAGAAGGUGGAUAACGUAGAGACCCUGUAUUAACUGCUGCUUUACUGGUCCAAAUGGAAGUGAUUCAAAAAAUUACAAAAAUAUAUACGAUUGAACUAUUUAGCUUAUAUGUAAUUAUAUAUUUAAUCGUCCAAUAUUUAAGAUGAUUGUGGGAUGUGAUUGUUUUCUCUUUCUAUUCGUUUUUUGAAUGGUGAAUGAAAACCACUUGAAGUGAAAUCUUCCUAUUACAUGUGAAUCACAUGGGGUGUAUCCUGAAAAGCUGAAUGUACAAACCAUAGAUACUGUUCAUUUCCACAUGAGUGAAAACUGUUAUCAUCCUUGGUAUGGUUUUUCCAACCCUCAUAUUAAGGUGUUACAUACUUGGUUAUUGGUUAAGUGCUGCUCCCAGAAUUUCUGUUCUAUUCUCUUAUGGUCUAUGGUAUUGUAUUGAGAUCUAUUUUGUUGUAUAGUAAAUUGCAAAUGCCUCAGCCGGACCACUACCAGACUAUGCUUGGAUCUGGUCUGUGCUUUACUGGUGUGCAUCUACAUGUAGUGUAUGGGAGGACAGGUUGUCCUACAUCGAAAGGGAUACUUUGGUUUGCAUACUUCUGAUGUGCUAGUGUGAAUAUCAAUACCCCCUUCAUUUAGCCUGCAUUGUUACUUAUCACUUUUCAAAUGCUCAAAUGUGCUCAUGUCAAAACUACUGUUAACGCAAACAUAGACACACACACAUCACAAUACUACUACUAAGCAAUGUACAUUUCUCUAUGAAAUAUGAGACUUAGUUACUGUCUCUGAUUUGUUUUUGCUUUUCUGUGUAUACCUUACUGGUCAGAUUGAGAAAAAGUUAUACAGCUGUUUGUUGUUUUUGUUCAAUAACUAUGAAUGUGAGCAAAUAAACUAUUUCAAAAACCUA
Messenger RNA from Oncorhynchus kisutch (coho salmon), 4205 nucleotides. Its product is annotated as RUN domain-containing protein 1. NCBI's taxonomy places the organism in Eukaryota, Metazoa, Chordata, Actinopteri, Salmoniformes, Salmonidae. The transcript is spliced from 5 exons. The coding region runs from base 627 to 2336 and encodes 569 amino acids. The record is from RefSeq and is a predicted model, not a curated record.